Trichobilharzia szidati is the source of this 5231-nucleotide messenger RNA. The record is from the annotation of a GenBank genome assembly. NCBI's taxonomy places the organism in Eukaryota, Metazoa, Platyhelminthes, Trematoda, Strigeidida, Schistosomatidae.
CUGUGGGUUGUUUGGAUUUUCACAUGCCUUCAACAGUUUCUGUUGCUUCGUUUUCCUCUUGGGCAUCAAAUGCCACGAAAUGUACAAAUCCGGCAUUCAGUAAUGCCCUUAAUCGUGCGUGGUCUAACGUUUCGAUGCAAAAAGAUGUAUUAUCUGUCCUUGCAGCUGUAACUAAAACGAUCAAAGAUAAUGGUGGAAAGGAGUCUCCGGCGGAAUAUUAUGCUGUCUUGCUGACUUUGAUUAGCGAAUCACCAGAAAAGGUGGCCCCAGCGUAUUUACUGAAGUUACUAAUGUGCAAAGCUGUUCAGGAUUCAUUGUUACGCAAAACAUGUGGGGAAGCUGCCAAAACGUUAAUGAGUCUUUUAAAUCCUCGAAGUGAAUCGAGUAACCCUACACUUAUAAAAUCGGUUUUAACUUGUCUAGGUAGACUCUUACGUGCUCAGUCGUAUGACUCAUGGUCAGCUGAUUCUGUUCGUCACAUAUACCGUCAUGUGCUGCGUUUCGUUGACAAUGAAAAGCCCAGUAUUCGUAAGGCGAGUCAUUUAGCGAUUGUGGACAUCUUGAGUUCUUUCAAUGUGGUCAGCUUAACAGAAGAAGUCAACUUUCAUCCUGCAUGCCAUCAAACGCAGGAACACCUUAGUGCAGUUAUACGUGAAGAAACAAGGCAACUCAUAACCUCACUGCAUACAAAAGACGUUCAGUGCACUCGUCUUUUGCAUUGUCUGGAUUUAUUAACAACUGUAAUUCCUCUUCUACCGUCUAAAGAUGUCAAGUUGGCCUGUGAAUGUAUUCUCGAGUUAGCCAACUUUCCAAAUCCACUGGUUGUGACCAAAAUGUUCCACAGUUUUAAAACAAUGUUUGACUCAAAACCAUCAUUGAAAACCUUACCAAUUGAUAUAGCUGCACGUCUGAUAACUGCACUUUAUUCCUGUCGACCAAACGAUCCAAAUGUAUUUACACUAUCAAAUACAAAUAAUACUUCAUGCACUGGAGUUGAUGCAAUAAUCUCAUGGAUUCAAGCUCUUAUUUCAGGUUGUACAUAUUUAUCUGGUUUGUCUAUAAUGGCUACUGAGAGUGAUGAUACUGAGUUAAAACAGAAGAUUGGUAAUGUUGGACGAUUUACUAUACAACAGUUGGCUAGUGAACACUUGGAUCGUUUAAUUAAAACAUUGAUUUCGCUGUUAACUUCUACACCUAUUCCUCAGUUGCGGGAAGCAACUACUCAGAAAUUAAAUCAACUUUUCAUGGAUGUUGUUGAACCUCAAAUAACAUCGUGUCGACUCACUGAAAUACUACCAGACUUCAUUUCUCAUGUGUUGUCCGGCUUCAUAAACAGUCUUCAGUAUACACAUUAUGAGAUAUGGCAUCAUUUGUUAUCGCUUAUUGGACGAUUUAUAAUGAUUUUCUCCAAAAUUUAUGCUUCGGCCUCGACGACAGAUUCAACUGCAUUCAUGGAAUUAUUGAAAGUUAUACUACAUUUACGUGAUUGUUUAGCCGAUGGACCUAAAAGCCUGAUCAGUCUUAUCCAUGUUGAUCCAAACAGCUUUUCUCUAAUGGGUUUAGAUGAUCUUGGUGAGAAAAUUAUCGAUGGAUUGGAUAGUGUCUGUUUAAUAACUAUUGAGUACAUAGGCCCAGAAUUACUUACAUCUGAAAGUGUAUUUUCUUUGGAAACACUUGUCAAGGAAUUAGAAGCCGGUAGUAUUGAUCUUCGAAGAUCUUGGUUCCUACCGCUAAUUUCACGUGCAGUUCCACAAAAACCAUGCGCUUUAUCUAUCUUCAGUAAACAGAUUCUUCCACUAGCUGAUAGAGCGCUUUCUGUAGCUAGUUCAACAGCUGCUAUGACUGAUAAAACUAAACCUGCAAAUAAUGCAUUGAUCACUUUAGGGAUUAAAGUGGCUUGCCAACUCUGGUCUUCCUUGAAUAUGUUUGUACAUCGUAGUCCAACCGACUGGUCUGAACUGUCAACUGGUGGAUUAGGAUCUCGUCUUGUCAAGGAAUUCAAUUCAGCUCCUGCUUUAAGACCAAUCAUUCUGCAUGCAUUUCGGCGAUUAGCUAAGCUGGCAGCUGGUGAUGACUCCGCAACUACUGUUAUGCGCGGUGGAGCAAAAAUGGCACUUCCAGCUAUGCUAUCACUUUAUGAAACUUUAGAUACAACUACACAAUAUUCAAUGAAACAGAAAAUUCAAGCAACAUUAUCAUAUUACCUACCGAUUAUGUCAUCUAAGAUCAUCUGCUCAGUGACAAAAACUGCUAUGAACAAGUUCGACAAUACAAAUCAACCUAUCUAUCUGGAAAUAUUCCAUAUUGUAACGCCGUAUAAUUCUGUCAGUGAUUUGGAAGUGAUCGUUGCAAGAAUUAAUGACUAUCUGACUUUGGAACAAUUGUCAAAACCGUUGAAAAAACGUGCAUGUCGUGUGCUAGAAAGUAUUUGUGCUGGAGGGACUAGUCAAACUGAUGAAUUCUUAAAUUCAAACCUGGAUAAUCUUAUCCUAUUAGUUUGUGGUUUAACAAAGAGACUAGUAAAUAAAUCGUCAGAAAAGGCGACAACAACCGCUACUACUGCUGUGACAGGAACACUGCCGACAACAAUAAAUAAUGAUGAUGAUAAUAAUACUGAAUCGAUAGAGAAAAAGAUGACCAAGUUAUCAGUCUGCGGAAUGAAACUGGAUCAAUCAUCGAAUAAAACCGCCAAAUACUUUAUCCCAUGGAAACCUCUUCUACAGUGUAUUCAUCAUUUAUUUAAACGUUUAGUUACUUGUGAGCUGAAUGCUGCAGCUAACAGUAUGCAUUCCAAUGAGACUAUGGAUAAUGGUGAUUUGAUGGAGAAUGAACGUUUAAAAAAGUUUGCUAAUAUGUUCUUCCCUGAGAUCCUAACAUGUAUGCUCGAUUUGAAUCGUAUAAUACGAGAUUUAGCUGGUCGUCUAUUAAUUGGUCUUGUGAAUGCUUUUGCUGGUCAACAACCAUUCGAUAAAAAUAUUAAUUCCUUAUCAUUGUUGUAUGGAUCACGGAGUAAUUUAAACUUUGAUGCGAAUAGUUCUCGUCCACCGACAAUUAUGAAAGGUAUAAUGAAGGAUUCAGAUAACGAGGAUGAUGAUGAUGAUAAUGGGAAUGAAGGCGUUCGACAGGAUGGUAAAUCUGCGAUGUCUUUAGGAGGGUUAACAUGUUCCGAUGACGAUGAUGAUGAUAUUGUCUCAACUAAGUCUAUGCAACGUGGCAGUGUAAUAUCUGAACGGAUAUGUCGUGCUUUAAAUCUAGUCCUAUCACGUUUAUGGCCAUGUCUUCCACCGCAUAAUCGUUCCGCUGAAAAUUCAAUUGAUUUAGCCUUACAACAAUCAUCAGCUCGUGCUAUCUGUCUACUGAUGAAGCAUACACGUUUUAGACAGGCACUCGUUUUAAAUAUCGAUUCAGAAUCAGAAGAAAUUUGUCAAUUAGUAUCUAUUAUACUAAAUGAAGUGAAUUUAAUCAGCCAAAAUUUAGUGAAAUCUCCUCAACGUGUAUUAAUUCGUUUAGGAUUACAAUUGUCACGUUCACUUAUUGCCUUUAUUCAAGAAGGCUGCAUCAGUUUAGCUUCUGUGCUUGAAACUCUACAGUCCAUCCAUCCCACAUGUAAACGACCUUUGCGUUUUGUGGUAAAGUCAAUUCUAGAGAAGAUGAUAAAGAAGUUUGGACGUCAAGCUAUUCAAGGCCUGUUGAAUUCAGAGCACCAGAAAAUAGUUCGUAAUUCAGCUAAACUUAUUGCUCGUCGUGAACGUAAAUCAAAAGCUCUAGAGAAAUCGACAUCGAAAUCAACAGCAUUAUCAUUAUCAUCAUCAUCAUCGAUUUUUGGUUCUCUACAUCAACAAUUAUCAGACAGUGAUUCUGAUCAUAAUUCAAGAAAAUCUUUAAUCAAUGAUACUAAAAGUAUUGUAUCAUCAAUUCGCAGUAAAUCAUCACGUUUACCGAAACGAGUUCAUAUAACCCGUAUGGAUGAACUGUUAGCUUCUUCAAGUGAUGACGAUGAAAAUAAUAACUUCCUUAAAAAUAAAUCACAAUCUGAUCGUGCUUCAGUACACUCACGAGCAAAAUCAAUACGAAGUCAAACAAAAUCCCAUGAUGCUUUAUCAUCUAAGCAUCCAAUGUCACUUGUAGAAGAACUAGAAAAUGUUAAACAAACAGCAGGACUGUGCAGACGAUCACGUAAAAACUUCCUGCAAAAUGGAUCUCUUGAAGAAGACUUUGACAUGGAUAUUGAUAUUGAUAGUAGUGAAGAUGAUGAGGCAAUCAAUAAAGCCGUGUGUAAACAUCCUCUUCGAUCAAAACAGCAAGUCCGUUUUGCUGAUACAAUUAGUCGUGCUUCGACAACUCGUAGUCAUUUAUCGAGACGUUCACAGAAAGCCGCCCAACAAUUAGCAUCAACAGCAUUACAUCAUCAUCAUCAAGCGGUUACUGAUUCUGAUCUCUGGCUUGUAGAGAAUCCGAAUGAUUCAGAAAUUUUAGAUCUGUCUGAUCCUAAAUCACUGGCACGACAUACAGCUUUUGCACCAGAUGAUGUUACCGCGAAAGCAAUGGUCAAUGCUUUCAGAAAGUCAUUAGUUCAACAGUCUUCUUCUUCUUCAGAAGUAGUUGAACGUAGUCAACCAUUCCCCAUUGUGAAUGGUAAAAUUGUAAUUGGAAAUCCAGUCGAUGAAAGCCAAUUGGUUAAUAAGAAAGAUAAUUCGGAAUGGGCUCUAUCUGAUGACGACAAUGACGACAGCAGUCUACCGGCUACAUCUCAUUAUCAACAAAGCAAAUUAAUGAAAAGCAGAAAACAAAAGAGUCUACAAAUCCCUGGUCGUGUUUAUGCCUCAACAAAGGCCAGAGGUGAUAUGAAACGACGUGGUAUGCCUGAACCGUAUGCAUUUGUCCCACUCGGUGCUGGUAUAGGCAAAUCAGGUGAUACAACGAGUCAAAAAAUAACCCCACUUGAACGUAGACGUCUACUCAGAGAAGUUGGUCUCGGCAGACAGAAACGGAAACGAAUCCAGGGGGGCAGUAGUAAAGGCAUGAAAUCAUCAAUGAUGAUGAAGGCUAGUAGUGGUGGGUUGAAAAGUGGUAAAAAAUCAAAGUUUUCAAAGAUUAAAAACUUUUAAUGGAUUUAUAAUUUUUUUUGAAAAAAAAAAGAAAAGAGAAAUUUGACAGAUAAGCUUUGUGAUCACUUGUCUUGUACCUGAUCAUAAUGUAUUGCUCUCAUUAAAGCUUUUUUUUAUUUGAAU